CAUUUCACAUGGGCCAAAAUCGGUGGGCGAUUGCACGACAACAUGAAAUUGGAACGGGAAAGUUUGAUAGGAACCUUUUGUCCCGUUGCUCUGAUAUCCGGAGGGAACUGUGAAAGUGUUGCUCAUUCACAGCUGCAGCGGAUUCACGUCAAAGUUUUAAAGUAGUUCCGAGGACGUUUAGUUGCAUUUUUUUUUUUUACAGCGGUAGUUUUAAAUUUAAAGCCGUUCUUUUUCUUCCGUAAGACCACGAACAAUGUAUCCAAAACUGGUCCGGACGGGAGCGUAUCGAAAUACUCUUCUUUCUGGUGUGCCACUCAAACACCUGGCGCCGAGAAGGUCCUUGUGCGGAGCAACGAAAGGCGCGGGAGAGACUGUGGUGUCGGAGCGCAGGGGGCCUGUGCUCACCGUGGCCAUAAACCGUCCCGAGGCGCGUAAUGCGGUGAACCGGGAGACGGCGAGGCGUCUGCUGGAGGAGCUGGAGGCCUUCGAGCGGGAGCCGGCGUCCAAAGUGGCCGUCCUGCAUGGCGUAGGCGGCAAUUUCUGCGCCGGGUAUGACCUGAAAGAAUUGGCCAAUGGCGCAGCCGCUCUCAAAUUGGAACAAGAUGUGACCAAGGGUUCCGGGCCAAUGGGUCCCUCCCGCUUGCAGUUCUCCAAGCCCCUGAUCGCAGCGAUCGGCGGAUUUGCCGUGGCCGGAGGAUUGGAACUGGCUCUGCUGGCCGAUCUCCGAGUGGUGGAGGAGAGCGCCGUCAUGGGGGUGUUCUGCCGCAGGUUCGGGGUCCCGCUGAUUGACGGCGGCACGGUGAGACUCCCGCGGCUCAUCGGUCUAUCCAGAGCUCUGGACCUGAUUUUGACUGGGCGCCCCAUCGGAGCGCAGGAAGCGCUCGCGUAUGGACUGGCCAACAGAGUUGUCCCAGAUGGACAAGGUAGGCGCAUGAACGGCCGCGUUGGCCGCACAUCCCCUUACCUCCUGUGCGUCGCGACCGCAGGAUUCCAGGCGGCCGUGCAGUUAGCCGAGCAGAUCGGCUCCUUCCCGCAAGAGUGCCUGAGGGCCGAUCGCUCGUCGGCCAUCUACGGCUGCUUCGACGCACCCUCGUUCGCACAGGCCAUGCAGUAUGAGAUUGACCGCGGAGCACCAGUCAUCUUGUCAGAAGCCGUGGCCGGGGCAACUCGAUUUACGAGCGGAACUGGACGAGGAGAUAAGAUAGACUCCAAGCAGCAGUGGCAAGAGACGCAGAGAUCCCGGACACCUUUGGCAGCUUAUCAGUGGGACCAUCAACAUCUGAUGUGGCACCGUCAAGACAUAACACAGGUUUGGGGAAAAGGAAUGAACAGAGUGAGGGGCGGGGGUUGGAAGGGAUUAGAUGAAGGUUUUGGAACAACAUAUUUUUUCUCCCCGAGCAGCUUUGGGUAAGACUUUUAAAAGCAAUAUUUUGUGCAUGCGUGUAUGAUAUAUAAAAUGUGUGUG
Hippocampus comes (tiger tail seahorse) is the source of this 1465-nucleotide messenger RNA. Its product is annotated as carnitinyl-CoA dehydratase. Bases 254 to 1411 code for a protein of 385 amino acids. NCBI's taxonomy places the organism in Eukaryota, Metazoa, Chordata, Actinopteri, Syngnathiformes, Syngnathidae. The record is from RefSeq and is a predicted model, not a curated record. The transcript has 9 exons.